Pollicipes pollicipes is the source of this 996-nucleotide messenger RNA. Its product is annotated as sphingolipid delta(4)-desaturase DES1-like. Gene Ontology annotation, molecular function: sphingolipid delta-4 desaturase activity. The coding region runs from base 1 to 996 and encodes 331 amino acids. The transcript has a single exon. Gene Ontology annotation, biological process: ceramide biosynthetic process. The record is from RefSeq and is a predicted model, not a curated record. NCBI's taxonomy places the organism in Eukaryota, Metazoa, Arthropoda, Thecostraca, Pollicipedomorpha, Pollicipedidae.
AUGGCCCCGCGCGCCGCCCAGCCCUGGUUCGACGACACGACGGUGCCGGAGCCGCACGCGGCGCGCCGCCGUCAGAUCCUGCAGGCGCACCCUGAGGUGCGCUCCCUGUUCGGCCACAACCCCGAGCUGAAGUGGCAGGCGCUGUGCCUGGUGGGCGUGCAGCUGUCGGCCGCCUACUACGCGCGCCUCCUCUCCUGGCCGUGGCUGCUGGUGGCCGCGUACGCGUUCGGCGGCUUCCUGCAGCACGGGCUGUGGUCUGUGAUCCACGAGUGCAGCCACAACCAGGCGUUCGGCUAUGCGCGGCCGCUGGCCAACCAGCUGCUGGCGAUUAUCGCCAACCUACCGAUCGGCUUCCCUCACGCCGUCGCCUUCAAGCGCUACCACAUGAUGCACCACCGUUACCAGGGCAACCGCAAGCUGGACGCGGACGUGCCAACAGAGUUUGAGGCGCGGCUGUUCGGCACCUCGGCGCCCGGCAAACUGCUCUUCAUCCUGCUGCAGCCGUUCUUCUACUACGUGCGGCCGCUGCUGGUGAACCCGCUGCCGCCGACCAAGCUGGAGGUGUUCAACAUCGUCGUGCAGCUGUCGUUCAACUACUGGCUCGUCUCGAUGUGGGGCUGGAAGCCGCUGGUGUACCUGCUGGGGGGCUUCUUCCUGACGAUGGGGCUGCACCCGCUGGCGGGCCACUUCAUCGCCGACCACGUGCAGCUGACGCCCGGUCACGAGACCUACAGCUACUACGGCUGGAUGAACCAGCUCAUGUGGAACGAGGGCUACCACAACGAGCACCACGACUUCCCCAACGUGCCGAACAAGCGGCUGCAGGAGCUGCGCGAGAUGGCGUCCGACGUGUACGACCAGCUGCCGCACUACGACUCGUGGCCGGGCGUCGUGUGGCGCUUCAUCAGCGACCCUCAGGUCUCGCUGGCGAGCAGGAUCCGGCGGCUCGACAUGCCGGGCCAGGCGCCCCGCACCGACGACAAGCUGACCGACUGA